This is a messenger RNA of Paramuricea clavata, 783 nucleotides long. Lineage: Eukaryota; Metazoa; Cnidaria; Anthozoa; Malacalcyonacea; Plexauridae. The record is from the annotation of a GenBank genome assembly.
AUGACAUUAAAAAAAACAUGGGAUACAAUAAAAGAAUUAAUAAAGAAAAAACCCCACAGAUCACAGCUUCCAACAUCAUUUCUAUGUAAUAACAAGUACAUAAAUAAUCCUAAAGAAAUUGCCAACAAUUUUAAUGAAUUUUUCAGUAAUAUUGGCCCAAAUCUAGCAAAACAGUUCGACAAAAAUUCAAAUGAUUUUAAGAAAUAUUUAAAUACAAACUAUGUAAAUUCGGUGUUUAUAACUGAAAUUAAAACAUCAGAAGUGUUAGAAAUAAUGCGUCAACUAAAACCAAAUAAAAGUCAUGGUUAUGAUGAGAUUCAUCCAAGAGUAAUUAAAGAAAUAGCUCCCCAGAUUAGUACUGUGCUUUGCCAUAUAUUUAAUUUAACAUUUAAAACAGGGAUCAUUCCCAAAGGACUAAAAAUAUCUCUAAUAACACCCAUCUUUAAAGCUGGAAGUAACGAAGAAUUCAACAACUAUCGACCAAUAUCAGUAAGGCUUAUGAAUUACAUUGAAAAAAAUCAUAUUUUGCAUAAUAAUCAAUAUGGAUUUAGACGUAAUCGAUCAAACACGAUGGCAAUUAUACAUUUAACUGAAAAAAUAAAAAGAACAAUUGAAAACAAUGAAUUUACAAUAGGAAUAUUUCUGGACCUGUCAAAAGCAUUUGACACUGUAAAUCAUAAUAUUCGGUUACAAAAAUUAGAGUCUUAUGGAACAAGGGGGAUAUUGAGGAAAUGGUUUCAAAGCUAUUUAACAGAUCGAGAACAGAUUGUAAAAUAUAAUAAG